Molecule: messenger RNA, 443 nt
Organism: Trichoderma atroviride IMI 206040
Lineage: Eukaryota; Fungi; Ascomycota; Sordariomycetes; Hypocreales; Hypocreaceae
Source: RefSeq, a predicted model, not a curated record
CCGUCCAAGAAGAAGAAGAGGAAGAAAUUGCAUAGUUAAGAGAGAAAGAGGAAAAGAAAAUUGAAAUUGAAGAAAUAAAAGAAAAAAUAAUAAAAGACAGCCAUCUAUUUUCACGCCCAUUAUGCACAGUGAACCCCCAUGAGAGAACGGCAUUUCCAUCAAUCCCUAUCAGGUCUGAACCCAGUUGAAUACUCUUUCUUUCCCAACUCCCACCCCUUUCCGCUCGCAGUUUUCUCUCUCAUUGCCCUUUCAUUUGUUUCCACCAAAAUCCGUAUAAACGCCGCUGCCGUCAGUCCAGUAUCCCUCUCUGCCCUUGAUACAAUUUCCCAAACAGAAACCAAGAACCAAUGAAACGGAAAAACAAACAGAAUUAGGAAAAUCGAACACACAAGAUUGCGGAAAGAAAGAAGAAAAGACAAAUAGAAGUCAGACAAAGCUCGCCU